Vidua chalybeata is the source of this 3426-nucleotide messenger RNA. Its product is annotated as serine/threonine-protein kinase pim-1-like. Gene Ontology annotation, molecular function: protein serine/threonine kinase activity; ATP binding. NCBI's taxonomy places the organism in Eukaryota, Metazoa, Chordata, Aves, Passeriformes, Viduidae. Gene Ontology annotation, biological process: protein autophosphorylation. Gene Ontology annotation, cellular component: cytoplasm. The transcript is spliced from 6 exons. The record is from RefSeq and is a predicted model, not a curated record.
AGUGCUGUCUUUCCCAGGAGCUGUCCCUUCAGCUGCCUCGGGAGGGCCUUUUGGCCUCUGGACCCACACUCUGGUUCCAUUCUUAGCACUGCUGGAUCCAAACCCUUUAUCUCCACCAACAGCAGUGAUUUGAGGUGGAUCUCCUUUUCCCCAAUUGUUUUAAAAACUGACAAUAUCAAUAAUUGUGCUACCCUGUCAUGGGUUUGAAUAAUCCUAUCUUGUUCACUAUUGUUUAACCAAUUUCCUUCAAUUUCUCCUUGAUAAUCUGCAUCAGUUCCUCCUCCCAUGACAUGAGCACUUUGUAAGGCCAAGCUCCAGUGAGCAGUUAUGGAACCAAAGUGUCCUGGAGGAAUCUGGAUUCCUGUUCCUGUACUGUUAACUCUCAUUUGCUUCUGAUUUAUCCUAACUCAUUCCAAUGCAUGAAGGUCCAGCCCUGCAGCCUCUGGGCUGGCCCUGCCAGGGCCAUCACAGCCAGAACAAUUUCCCAGGCAGUCCAAGUCUCACUGUCCAUGGCUCAGGGGCUCCCUGGGCAGGCUCAGGGGCUGCCCCCGGGGAGCGCGGGGCUGGGCGCGGGGGCGAGCGGGCAACGGACAAACGGACACGGGGACAAACGGCCCCGGAGCUUCAGUUGCUUCAGUUGCAGCGGCAGCAGCGGCAGCAGAAGCAAAAGCAGCGAAAGCAGCGACUUUGUGGAGUCCCUCUUGCUCCUCCUCUCCCUCUCCCGCUGUCCCGCAGCCUCUCCCGCUCUCCCGUUCCCGCUGUCCCCUCCUCUCCCGGUCUCUCUCUCCCCAUGCCCGGCCGGGCCAUGCCCCCGGCCCGUCCCCGGCCCCGGGCGGGGCUGUCCCGGCCCCGGCCCCGUUCCCGUUCCCGUCCCCGGCCGUCCCGCCGCGGUCUCGCCUCCGCCCGGCUCUGGCCGUGCUGGCGCUGGCGCUGAUGGGCGGGCAUCGCCGCCCUUUGGCUCCGCCUGGCCCGAGCCCGGCCCCGGCCCCGACGUGGGCUCCAGUCCCGGCCCCGGCCCCGGCUCCUCCCGGGCCCCGCGGAGGACACAGGCGGCGCGGCCGCUGCCGCCGCCUCCGCUGCGGCUUCCCCGGCCCGAGCUCCGCCGCUCGGCAGCGCGGCCGCCGGCCCCGAGCCGCCGCUGUCCCGUUGCCAGCAGAGAACGCCUGGGGAUGGCCGGCCCGGGGCGCUCGGGGGGCGCUCGGGGGCCGCUCCUGGCCCCGGGCCGAGCGCUGACAGCCGCGUCCCGCCCGCAGGGAAGGCGCAGGAGGCCCUGCAGGAGCGGUACCGGCUGGAUUCGCUGCUGGGCAGCGGCGGCUUCGGCAGCGUCUUCGCGGCCACGCGGCUCUCGGACGGCGCCCCGGUGGCCAUCAAAAGGGUGCCGUGGGAUCGCAUCCGGCACUGGGGCGAGCUGCCCGACGGCACCAGCGCACCCCUGGAGAUCGUGCUGCUGGCCAAGGUGGCCUCUGGCUGCGCUGGUAUCAUUCAGCUCCUGGAGUGGCUCGAGCUCCCCGACAGCUUCUUGCUGGUGCUGGAGCGCCCGGAGCGGUGCCAGGACCUGUCGGGUUUCCUGGCGGAGCGGAGGUUCCUGCCGGAGGAGGAGGCGCGGGGGCCGUUCCGCCAGGUGCUGGAGGCCGUGCGGCACUGCACCAGCUGCGGGGUCCUGCACAGGGACAUCAAGCCCCAGAACAUCCUGCUCGACCUGGCCACCGGGCGGGUGAAACUGAUCGACUUUGGCUGUGGCGCCUUCCUCCAAGACACAGCCUACACCCAGUUUGCAGGAACCCUGUCCUACAGCCCACCAGAGUGGAUCCACCCCCAUCGCUACCACGGCGAGGCAGCGACCAUCUGGACCCUGGGCCUCCUGCUGUGCCACCUGGUCAUGGGCAAGCACCCGUUCAGGAGGGGCCAGGAGAUCAUCUGGGGGCGGAUCUUGUUCCCACGACGGCUGUCUCAAGAGUGCCAGGAUGUCAUUAAGAGGUGUUUGUCCAUGCAGCCCUUGGACAGACCAUCCUUAGAAGAGCUUUUCCGCGAUCCUUGGGUGCAGGGUGUUCCUUUGCCCUAGAGGAUGGGAGAGAUCCAGGUGCACAGUUGGAUCCAGGGGCCUGGCAGGUAACAGCUCCACACAUCUCUUGGCAAUCAGUGGCAAAGCCAACCAGACAGGUUUUGUGCUGCCUGUAGCUCUGAGCAGGGGUCAGCAGAAGGGAACACGCAGCUCUUGGGCUGGAGCUGAGCUGGGGACCUGGUGUGGCAAGCACUGGUGGCCACCAUCCCCCGGGUUUUGCUUGUCCUGGUUCCCUGACAGCUGGGGCCCUGGGCAGAACCCUGACAGCCUGGUCUGGCCCCAGGGAAGGAGAAGGAGCCCCUGGAGAAGCUGCACCAGGUGGGGCUGCUGCUGCUGGAGACACCAAGGACAACCUCAAGGAUGACAAUUUCUUCCUCGGCCUGGCCAGCUGAAGAUGAUGGACUUCGAUUCUGGCACCUUCUCCAAAGCCAGGCUCCACAGGGAAUUUGCAGAUGAGUCCACACGCAGGGGGAUGCUCCCAGAUUUUGGGCAUUGCUCAGCCUGGCUGGGAGCCAAAGGUUCCCCCUUUGCUGGGGCAGAUGCAGCUGAUCCUUCAGUCGGCUGCCAGGCUGCUUUUGGCAGGGCUGGGGGCAUGGGCUGGGGUGGGUACGAAAUGGGAGUGGGCUCCUGGCCCUGCCAACAGCCCCCAGCACCCACCAUGCCCCGGGCUGGGGCUGGGGCUGGGGCAGCCAGCCCGACACAAACCAACCCCCAUGGUGGGAGCAGAGGUGGGACUCCAGAACCUGUGCAGGGGCUGCUUUGCUUUGCAGGCAAGGAAGGGCUUGGGCUGCUCCACUGCCCUUGUUUGCUUUGGGAUCACCGUUAUUUUGGGGGCAGUGCAGGGGGAAGGGAGAAAGCCUGGGCUUCCCUCAUCUGUAGGUGCGUUUUUCCCCGUCAUGCAGGGGUUGGGCCUUCCUCAAGGCCCUGACAGAGAUAAGAUUUUUGACCUUUUUUCUUGUUCCCCUUUUUGUCUGUAAUCUAUUCUCCAUCAUUUGUUUGUUUUUCUAGAGGAAGCGUUCCAGGUGGGGUCCAGACUGGAUCAGGAAGUGCUUGGGAGCAGCUGUGGCGUGGAUGGGCCGUGCCCUUGGAGAAGGCUGAGGACAUAGUUUGGGACCAGCUUUUCUUCCAGCGGUGGAUGGCGUCAGCCGGGCUCUGCGGGUGCUGAGGCUGCUCUGGGCUCUGCCAGGGCUCUGCUGGAGCUCAGCACCGGGCCAGAAUCAGCCAAAGAAGAAAUGGUGUGACCUGCAGCACUGCCUUGCUUGAGCAUUUCAGCAACACAGCUCAAGUUUGCAGAGUGUACGCCUCCCAGGGAAAACAUGCCACCACCCAAAAAAUAAACUUGUUCAAUAGCUUCUGAAAUGAAA